ACUUGUGUUCUCUUGUCAAUUACUGUUCCAAUGGCAACCAAGACGGGGGAGAAUCUUGCGGAGGAAAACCCUGGCAAAACCGUAGACCCGACUGUUCCUCUCGCCGCUAAAGCAAUCGCUGAUUCUUCCAAAGAAUUAGAAACCCAUACGUCCUCUACUCAACAUUCAGCUCUUCAAGAACCGGUUUCUAAAGCUACUUCCAGCACUGGCAGCUCUACGAAUGGAGGUUUCGAAUCCAAGGGGAUAGUUUCUACAGCGGCUUCAGAAGUAGGGAAUGUUGCCCCACUUUCCGAUGUUGAAAAGAAGAUGCGCCGAGCAGAGCGAUUCGGAAUUUCUGUCCAGUUGUCUGAGCAAGAGAAGCGCAACUCUCGAGCCGAAAAGUUCGGCACUAGGUCUGCAUUACAAGCAUUAUCAACAUCAAAAUCAGAGGACCUAAAGAGAAGUGCUAGAACAGAGAGAUCUGGGAUUACUCGUGCAUCUACUGCUGCUGAUGACGAGGCAAAGAAGAAAGCUCGGCUUGCUAAGUUUGCACCAGUUUCCAAAAUUGACCCAUUGGAGGAAGAGAAAAGGAAGGCAAGAGCAAUCAGGUUUUCAAAUGCUCCAUCAAGUUCUCUAUCUCAUGCCAACGUAAAAGGAGAUAUUGAGCCAGUAAGGAAGGUAGCUAUUGCAGGUAAAACUGCCGGACAAACCUGAAUGGCUGCUUGCUUCCUUAUUAGUAGGAAAUUUUAUUACCUUUUUGCAGCUGUAAUUAGUAACAGUUCCAGAUUCCUUGAGUGGCCUUCAUCCUGUAUCUACCUUUUCACACAGCAAUCCCCAGGUGCAGCAAUCUUCCAUCUGUAGACCAAAUUCUACCAACACAUGGUCAACAUCAAAGCGGUCUGAAGAAGCAUACUUUUAUGUGGCCUUAGUUUCAGCUUAAUUGGUGACACCUCAGUGGAAUUAGCAAUUGUCAUCUCAAUGUUUGCUUAUCUUCAUGUUUGAUACGAUCAGAAAUCUGGAAUCUAGAGUCGAUGAUUUUUUUUUUUUUCUUUUUUGGAAAAAAGCUUAAUAUCUGCUUCUCCCUUUUUGAUUGUUAUGGUAUAGGAUAAACCCAUUUCAGAGGGGGAGUUUUGGAAUCUUGAUUAUUUUUCAACUUGUUCAUUACAACCUGUUGGUCCUGGCCAAUCUCUCGUGUCUUGUUUUCAAAUGUCCACUAUCACGAUGACAAAGGGUUUUGUUUAUCCAUGCUGCUUUA
This is a messenger RNA of Prosopis cineraria, 1234 nucleotides long. Its product is annotated as protein MODIFIER OF SNC1 11-like. Gene Ontology annotation, cellular component: nucleus. The transcript has 6 exons. NCBI's taxonomy places the organism in Eukaryota, Viridiplantae, Streptophyta, Magnoliopsida, Fabales, Fabaceae. Bases 31 to 693 code for a protein of 220 amino acids. The record is from RefSeq and is a predicted model, not a curated record. Gene Ontology annotation, biological process: poly(A)+ mRNA export from nucleus.